Cuscuta campestris is the source of this 2854-nucleotide messenger RNA. NCBI's taxonomy places the organism in Eukaryota, Viridiplantae, Streptophyta, Magnoliopsida, Solanales, Convolvulaceae. The record is from the annotation of a GenBank genome assembly.
CCAGAACUAAGGAAUCUGGAGAAAAUUGUGAGGAGCCCAGCAAUGAAAAUGCUAAGAUAUCCUCAAACUGGGGAAAAAAAAUGGAGGAACUAAAAAGGCAAAUUGACAGACAUGGGUCUUUUGGGCCCACAGUGGAGGUAAUUUCCCCCUUUAGUGCCAGGGUGAUGAAAGCUAAUCUUCCUAGGGGUAUGAAAGCCCCCGAAAUCCAUUACAAAGGAGUCACUGAUCCCAACGAUCACUUGGCUGCAUAUCAAACUCACAUGUUGAUGCACGCAGUGGAAGACGAAAUCCAAUGUCGCCUUUUCGUAGGGACUUUAGAAGGACCAGCCGUAAAAUGGUUCCUCCCUCUCCCUAAUGGUACCAUUGAUUGCUUCAAAGAUCUCGCUCAAUUCUUCCUUAAUAGAGGAAGGUUCCAGCCGAAGAAGCACUUCACUCAUCUCUUCUCCGUGAAGCAAAAGGAGGGAGAAACCAACACAGAAUUAGUGCAAAGGUGGAAUGAGGCGAUGAAUGAGGUGGAACCCAUGGAUGAUAAGACUUCCAUCGCUCUAUUCAUGAGCAUUCUGAGAUCAGGAGAAUUGUUCAUAAGAAUAUUGGUGGACACAGGGAGCAGUGUCAACGUGUUGUAUUGGGAGGCGGCCCAGCAACUGGGAGUCAGGAAGGAAGACCUCAAAAGGCUUAAUAUGCCCUUGUCCGGUUUCACCGGAGACAUAAUUGAACCAGAAGGGUCCAUUAAGCUGAAUGUUAUGAUAGGCGAGCAUCCAAAGGUGAGGCAUAUGAAGAUGGAUUUUGUGGUAGUUGAUAUCAAAGCAGUUGGUGACCAACCCGCAGUAAAGAAGGCUUAUUUGAACGCUUGCAAGAGGAUAGACAAGGAGAACCUCAACAUCCAGACCAUUGGACAAGCCUUGGAAGAUAAAGAAAGGAAAGAGGGGUGCCGGGAGAGGCCUAAGCCAGCCGUGGAGAUGGAAGUGAUGUUAUUCCCUGACGGAGAUCCGGAGAAAGUCGUAAGGAUCGGCUUAGGGCUAGAGGAGGAUGUCCGUGACGAGAUUAUCCGAUUAUUAAGAGAAAACUCGGUCCUCUUCGUAUGGGAAUCCAAAGAUAUGCCCGGAGUCGAUCCUUCAGUCAUCUUCCAUAACUUGAAAAUCAAGAUGGAUUCCCUCCCGGUCAAGCAGAAGAAGAGAUAUCUGUCCACAGACAGGAAAGAAUUUGUGAGGAAGGAGCUAAAAGGAGAAAUGGAGGCAAAGGAAGGAAGGUUGAAGAAAUACAGAGACCGCGCCAGGACCCUACUUGGAAAAUUUGAGUAUUAUGAACUCAUAUAUGUUCCAAGGGAGGAAAAUGAAGAGGCGGACAUGCUUGCCAAAUUGUGUAGGACCGUUCCGAUCCACAUGGAGAGCAUGGUGAGGCAGCAUGAGAAGACCUGUCCUGUUUGGGAAGAGGCAGUCCUUGUCCUUGAGAUAUCCGGUCCAAGUACAACAUGGAUGAGCCCCCUGUCCACAUACCUUGAAAAGGGAGAGCUCCCUGUUGACCCCAAGGAGGCCCGUAGAGUCCAAUUGAUGGCUCCUAAGUAUCAAUUGGACGGAGGGAGAUUGUAUAAAAGGACCUUGAAUGGACCGAUGCUCAAGUGUUUGAGUGAUAGAGAAGCAGGAAAAAUAUUGGAAGAGGUGUACCAAGGAGUCUGUUCUGCCCAUCAAGGUGCCCUCACUUUGGCAAGAAAGAUGGAGUUGGGAAGUGGCGUCAUCCCCUCCACAACCAGCGGAGGGGGAAUAUUCCCAGCUAGAGGAGGGAGACUCCGGGCUGCAUUGGAUCCCAAAUCCGUCCACCUGGACAUGAGGCGGAUCAAGAGAUCCUUGCGAACUAGUGGCUCGGCCAAUUGGACGGGUCCCACUGAGACCGCCAUCAUCGGAGACGUCCUCGACUACCACCUCCUCCUGGACGAAAGGGUGGUUGGCAAGAGGCAGAGGUUGAUCCGCGACUGCGGACCCCACCUCUUCGUCCUCACUGUCCUCUUCCACAGAAAGAUCCCUUCGAGAGGAUCGUCGCGAUCCCUUUCGAAAUCGCGUGGUGUUGGAGAGAGGAGCCCAAGAAGAAGUAGUGUUCCCCAAUGUUUCUUGAAGAGGAACAUCAGGAGACACCCAAAACCCAAGACCCCGGAAAUACGAGUUCUUGAAGAGGAGGGCGCGGGGAACUGGGUGACCGUUCUUGAGGAGAAGGCAAAAAACCCCCUCAAGGUCCUCCAGGGCCAUCACCACAAAGAAGCGGCGAAACUAAUCAUCGAGCUUGUCGACCAGGCUCUCCAAGAAUUGCAUGUUGGUCCGGGCUGUGAAACUUACGAACCCCUUGCCCGACUCGCUAUCAUACUUGUGGUGGCAAAAGAAGGAGAGGAAGAGAUCCAAAGUAGGCUGGAUGCCUUUCUUGUGGCAUCGGGCGAGGAAACACAAAAGGGACUUGUGAGAGUUGGAGGAAAUUUGGCCGGGAGGGAUGGCAUACCGGUUACAAAUCUCCACCAAGAGAGGAUGAAAGGGGAAACACCACCCCAUCUUGACCGAGUCAUAAUGGACGAUCAACCGGCUGGGAGUGUUCUGAUUGCGCUCCAAAGUAGUUCCCUCGGCUUCCUGGACUUGGUAGUCGAGAGGGACCAUUCCCCUCAUCUUCCUUAGUUGUCCGGGGGUGAUGGAGGAAACAUUUUCGUCCUCCUUGGCCUUCUUGUUGCCAUUGAAUAGCUUGGCAGCCUUAGAUAAGGUUUUCUUCAUUUUGGAAAAGAGGAUGAAAGGAGAGGAAGAAGGCUGAGAGACAGGUAUGAAGGCAAAAGGCUACGGAUAUGGUUAUGAGAGCGUGAGAAUAAGGAGAAGGGAACUGA